GCCUACGUCGACACGAACCUGGUGUCCACCGGCAAGAUCGCGCGCGCGGCGAUCCUCGGCCUGCAGGGCGGCGUGUGGGCGAAGAGUGCGGGGUAUGAGGUGAGUUGGGGGUUUGGGGUUGGGGUUUAUUAUAUCACUUUCUACGCCGGAGGCGUAAUCAUUUUUUUUGGGGGGCUUGGAUGGGGGUUGAGGGGGUUUUGGUGCCCCCUGGCGGGGGCAGGGGGGGAGGGGGGGGGAGGGAGUGUGUGGGGUCGGGGGGGGGGGGGUUGGUGA
Schizophyllum commune H4-8 is the source of this 273-nucleotide messenger RNA. RefSeq lists its product as uncharacterized. Lineage: Eukaryota; Fungi; Basidiomycota; Agaricomycetes; Agaricales; Schizophyllaceae. The record is from RefSeq and is a predicted model, not a curated record. The annotation marks the transcript as partial. The transcript has a single exon. Gene Ontology annotation, molecular function: actin binding.